Molecule: messenger RNA, 996 nt
Organism: Pochonia chlamydosporia 170
Lineage: Eukaryota; Fungi; Ascomycota; Sordariomycetes; Hypocreales; Clavicipitaceae
Exons: 4
Coding region: 1-996 (331 amino acids)
Source: RefSeq, a predicted model, not a curated record
AUGGCCUCCUUAAAUGGAAAACACUGCAAGUCCAAAGAUACCAAGACUCCAAGCGCGAAAACUCAAGCUCUUCGACCUGCAUCACCACCCAAAAUAAAUCCGUGGACGAAAAAGCGACCAGCGACCUCACUGGCGCCAGACUGGCCGAGCAUCACGCCGGACUUCGAGAAUAUCAACGAAACGACCAAAACAAACAAACCCAAAGAGGCCAAGGCCCAAAAUCAAAAGCGUCCAGACACGAAAAGUAGCUGCACUGUCGAUAGUAAAAAUGACAAUCAAGCUUCGCCGUCAAGGAAGAUCUUCCAGGCGGCUGCGCCGCGAGCCGCUUAUGGUUACGACCUUUUGGAGCGGACGUUUUCGUCUGCGCAUGUCCUGACUCGAAAGACUGUCAAAACCUGCACUACCAAUUUGCAAUACAUCGUCGCAUCGUGGAACCUCAAUCAGGAAAACCCUGAGACCGAUGUGCAUAUCGUGCACCUCCCAUUCUGCCACAUCGGCGUCCCAUUCCCUCUGCGAUUCAUGUAUACUCACACUCUUGAAAUAUUAGACGGUGAUCGAAAGAGUCUCCUCGAUUUGGCCCUCCAUAUCGCACGCGGUGCAUUGUUGUAUAUGGGUGCCAUGGAUCUCAAAGUUGAUGCGAUGCAGGACCACAUCAUCCGAGUUCUUCAACAAACGGCACAGGACUUGACGUGCAACCUUGUUAAAACACUCAGCAGCCAAACGAUGGAUCAUACAGACGUUGUUGAUACAGUCCGUUACCUCCAAAACGCAUUGGAAGUUGCUUAUGAGAAUAAAUAUUAUGGGGAAACUCUAUUGCUGCGGUUGAGUCUGGCCAAGUUCCUAGACACGCUACUUCCCUGUCUCAUUAGACAUGCGGUGUUUGUCGAUUUGCUUUCUACAGAUGUAUGGAAGAGGCAUUCGGCAGCGAUAUCCGCUGACCUUCUUGCUGUUCGACAGGCAAAAGAGGGUACUGGUGAGACUUAUGUAGCCUUAUGA